Molecule: messenger RNA, 4798 nt
Organism: Cavia porcellus (domestic guinea pig)
Lineage: Eukaryota; Metazoa; Chordata; Mammalia; Rodentia; Caviidae
Gene: Pals1
Product: protein associated with LIN7 1, MAGUK p55 family member
Exons: 15
Coding region: 157-2082 (641 amino acids)
Biological process (GO): protein localization to plasma membrane; establishment or maintenance of polarity of embryonic epithelium; morphogenesis of an epithelial sheet
Cellular component (GO): plasma membrane; adherens junction
Molecular function (GO): protein binding
Source: RefSeq, a predicted model, not a curated record
GCUCCUACUGAGAGGCAGCACAGUGCAUUUGAGGUGCUUGCAUUCACUUACAGUAUUGACAGGCAAGAAGUAAGAAAGUUAGCCUGAGUUUUGUGAAAAACCGAAAAGACAAGGUUUUUCCAGUUUGCAUAAUAGGAACCUCGGAAGCACCGAGAGAUGGCUGUCGACUGCCCUGGAGAUUUGGGCACCAGGAUGAUGCCAGUACGACGAAGUGCACAGUUGGAGCGCAUUCGUCAGCAACAGGAGGACAUGAGACGUAGGCGAGAGGAGGAGGGGAAAAAGCAAGAACUGGACCUUAAUUCUUCCAUGAGACUUAAGAAACUAGCCCAAAUUCCUCCAAAGACUGGAAUAGAUAAUCCCAUAUUUGAUACAGAAGAAGGCAUUGUCUUAGAAAGUCCUCAUUAUGCUGUGAAAAUAUUAGAAGUGGAAGACUUAUUUUCUUCACUUAAACAUAUUCAACAUACUUUGGUAGAUUCUCAGAGCCAGGAAGAUAUUUUAUUGCUUUUACAACUUGUACAAAAUAAAGAUUUCCAGAAUGCAUUUAAAAUACACAAUGCUGUCACAGUACACAUGAACAAGGCCAGUCCUCCUUUUCCUCUAGUCUCCAACGCCCAAGAUCUUGCGCAAGAGGUACAAACUGUUUUGAAACCAACCCAUCAGAAAGAAGGACAGGAAUUAACUGCUUUGCUGAAUGCACCACAUAUUCAGGCACUUUUACUGGCCCAUGAUAAGGUUGCUGAGCAGGAGAUGCAGCUAGAGCCCAUUGCAGAUGACAGAGUUUAUGAAAGCAUUGGCCAGUAUGGAGGAGAAACUGUAAAAAUAGUUCGUAUAGAAAAGGCUCGUGAUAUUCCAUUGGGUGCUACUGUCCGUAAUGAAAUGGAUUCUGUCAUUAUUAGCCGAAUAGUAAAAGGAGGAGCUGCCGAGAAAAGUGGUCUCUUACAUGAAGGAGAUGAAGUUCUGGAGAUUAAUGGCAUUGAAAUUCGAGGGAAAGACGUCAAUGAGGUUUUUGAUUUGUUGUCUGAUAUGCAUGGUACUUUGACAUUUGUUCUGAUUCCUAGUCAACAGAUCAAGCCUCCUCCUGCCAAGGAAACCGUAAUCCACGUUAAAGCUCACUUUGACUAUGAUCCCUCAGAUGACCCUUACGUUCCGUGUCGAGAAUUAGGUCUGUCCUUUCAGAAAGGGGAUAUCCUUCACGUGAUCAGUCAAGAAGACCCAAACUGGUGGCAGGCCUACAGGGAGGGAGAUGAAGAUAAUCAGCCCCUCGCUGGGCUGGUUCCAGGGAAGAGCUUUCAGCAGCAAAGGGAAGCCAUGAAGCAAACUAUAGAAGAAGAUAAGGAGCCGGAAAAAUCAGGGAAAUUAUGGUGUGCAAAGAAGAAUAAAAAGAAAAGGAAGAAGGUGUUAUAUAAUGCUAAUAAAAAUGAUGAUUAUGACAAUGAAGAGAUCUUAACUUACGAGGAAAUGUCACUUUAUCAUCAGCCAGCAAAUAGGAAAAGACCUAUCAUCUUGAUUGGUCCACAGAACUGUGGCCAGAAUGAAUUGCGUCAGAGGCUCAUGAACAAAGAAAAGGACCGCUUUGCAUCUGCAGUUCCUCAUACAACUCGGAGUAGACGAGACCAUGAAGUAGCUGGUAGAGAUUACCACUUUGUUUCACGGCAAGCAUUUGAGGCUGAUAUAGCAGCUGGAAAGUUCAUUGAACAUGGUGAAUUUGAGAAAAAUUUGUAUGGAACCAGUAUAGACUCUGUACGGCAAGUGAUCAACUCUGGCAAAAUAUGUCUUUUAAGUCUUCGUACACAGUCUUUGAAAACCCUCCGGAAUUCAGAUUUGAAACCAUAUAUUAUCUUCAUCGCACCUCCUUCCCAAGAAAGACUCCGGGCCUUACUGGCCAAAGAGGGCAAGAAUCCAAAGCCUGAAGAGCUGAGAGAAAUCAUCGAGAAGACUAGAGAGAUGGAACAGAACAAUGGCCACUACUUUGACACGGCAAUUGUGAAUUCAGAUCUUGAUAAAGCCUAUCAGGAAUUGCUUAGGUUAAUUAACAAACUCGAUACCGAACCUCAGUGGGUGCCAUCCACUUGGCUGAGGUGAAGGAACAGUCAUUCUGUGGCAGGAGUGGACUUGUUUUGGCAAACUGCCCAGUACUUCAGCAAGAUGGAGGAUAAGAAGGCAGGCAGCAGGAUAAAUUGCAGACUUGUUCUUAGAUCUCCUGAACUUGUGAGAAGGAAGUCCCCAUAGGUGAUUUGUGGGCAUUCUGUAUGCUCUCCAUAUAGCUGUAGGGACUCUUGCUUCCUUUGGGGAUUUUAAAUGGAAACUUUCAACAGAGCAGUUCCAGCUUAUCCUGUUAAAACUUUUUAUUAAUCAGCUAAAAUUUUUCUGCUUGGUCAAACUUCUGUGAAAAAGUUGUGUGCAUGUAUACAGUACACCAUGGCUCACAUAGUUAUAAAUAUUGACAUUAUUUAACACUUAAAUGACUUCUUGGGAAUAUUUUGGGGACUGUGCUUCUGUGCAUUGGGCACAACAGUAUUUGUUAGAAGACUAGUUUAGCAAUCAGAAGUACUUCCUCAGGAAAAAAGUUGCCACUUUGAUUUGGAGCUACUUGUUCAGGCUUGAAUUCAUUUGUGUUCUAACUCAAAAAUAGAAGUUCCAUUAGAAGUCUCAGGUUUUUAGCUCCAACUUUGUGGAUCAGGCCACAUAUGUAGCCUUUAAUGUAGAUAAAGACAAACAAAAUAUCUUAAGGAUACAAUUUUGUGGAAUUUUUGCAAGUGAUUUGACAGCCUUGCUUCCUUUUUCUGAUCUGAAUACUACAAUAGAAUGUGUAAGAUACAUAGUCUCUUCAUGAUGCAGUUUUUAUAUACCUGGGAGAACAUAGCACAUUUGACAGUUUCUGCAUUUUUACAUGUGACCACAGUAUUUGUCUGUAACUGUGCUACAUAUGUAAGACUGGAAUUCUGUUGAUGACUAUAGCUGCUGUAUUUAAUAGAUUUAAUAUUUAAUAGAUCAACAAAUGGUCAUUGAUACUGUUAAACAUUGGAAUAAAAUUACACACCUGCACUCAUGCACUCGGGGAGGAGCAUGACAACUGACUUUGAGAUCAGAAGGAGAGGAAGAUCUGAAAGUCAUUUGAACAUUUUAGGAAAAGAAAUUGGAGGGAAAAGCUGUUAAGCAAGAGAAAAACAUUAUGACCAGAAUGCAACAGCUUGUUAAACUAGUUAGGGUUUUUGUACUGUCUCUAUAGCCAUAGCUUUAAAAUUGUAAUUGGCAUGGAAAGUUAAUUUGUAGUCAUUCCAGGCCUUUAAUGACAGUGGGAUUUGUGACACAGCCUCAAAUGUGAAUGCCUUUAAUUUUAUGAUGACUUUAGCUGCAUUUCCGGUAACCUGCUAGACACUGGAAUAAUACAGACUUAUCACUUAAUUUAACACAAGCAGUUAUUAAUAAGUAGUGUGUCAGCAUCAUGUAUAUAGUUGAUUUUUUUCUCUUCUACAGAAUUUUAUUGGGACAAAUGUAAACAGUUUUUGUGUUGCCUUUUCUGUUCAAACUUGCAUGGCCUCUUUAUUUUAGUUGACUGGGGAGUGUGUCUUUGGAAUAUUUUCAAGGUAUUCCUUAGGAAGCAGAUAAUAUUCAUGGGUGGAGGAAAGGAAUGCCUUGCUACCCUCUCCUCAGGUCUGAAACACUCCAGCUUGUAGCAGGAAAAUGCGAAGACUGCGCCCAUUCUCAACUUUGAAAACCAAGGAGGAUACUUAGCACUUCAUCUUUCUAGUUUUCUGCAUUUUACUUUCUCAGGAAUGAAAGGUAGUCUGUGGCUGACAGUGGAGUUUCGUGAACUGCAUAUAGUAACUGACAACUGUUUUCAAUACUUAUAGUUUGUGUUAGGUUCAUGCAAGGUUUUAGUGUCAGUGAGAGGCUGUUGUGUCACCUGCUGACUUAGGGCCACCACUGCUAAGUCUUGUAAACUCAGGCACAUGGCUUUCAUAGAAAAUCCAAACAAGGCACAUGUCAUGACGCCAGUUCUAGGACCUGUAAGAUAAUGUUAUUUUCAGGGUCACUGACUGGAACCUGGUAGUUCUCUCCUUCCUCAUUCGCAGUGGUUGAAUGAUAGAAGUUUUUUGUCUGUAAAUCCUACUGAUACAAAUGUGCUUGUGUUGGGGGCUGGAGGUUUAGUUCAGCGGCAUAAGCGCCUGUCUUGGAAGCAGGAAGUCAUGAAUUCGAUCCCCAGUACCGAUAAAAAGGAAAAAGACAAAAAAAAAAAAAAAAAAAACCCAAAAAACAAAUGUGCUUGUGUUGAACACAGUCCCUAAAGAAAGUGAACACUUGACUUCCAAAUAUGAGAAAAAAACUUGCUAUACACAUCUAGCUGUACAUCUUCUCCGGCCAGUUUUGCUUCCUGCCCCUCUGUGGUUCAGCUUGGAGACUGCAGGGUCAAGGAAGUCUUAACCACUUAUUCCAAUAGCUAGUGAAAUGUACUUAAGAAAUCUAAGCAAUUAUCUUCAUUUCCUAAAUUUUCAUGAGUCAGAACAAAUGGAAGAACAUAGUAUUUAGAUGAAUCCAGAUUUUCUUUCUAUGGAAUGUCUGGGUUUUUUUCCUUUUCUCACGGCCUAAGGAGUAUUGCUAAGGAAUGAUCUGAAUGUAAUUUUAUGAAUGUGUGUAGAAAAUAUAAACCAGGGAUUUAGCCUUAAUAAAGGUAACCAUUCUGACAUCUGUUGUUAAUCUCCAUUUGUACUUAUCCUGUAUCUACUCGUACUUUGAAAUGUCAUACUGUACACUGUAUUGUAAAAACUGUAUUUCAAAUAAAAGCCACCAAAUACUU